This is a messenger RNA of Carassius gibelio (silver crucian carp), 2071 nucleotides long. It is a transcript of the gene fgf8b, whose product is annotated as fibroblast growth factor 8b. Gene Ontology annotation, biological process: heart morphogenesis; embryonic heart tube development; dorsal/ventral pattern formation. Gene Ontology annotation, cellular component: cytoplasm. The coding region runs from base 162 to 800 and encodes 212 amino acids. Gene Ontology annotation, molecular function: type 2 fibroblast growth factor receptor binding; type 1 fibroblast growth factor receptor binding; growth factor activity. The transcript is spliced from 5 exons. NCBI's taxonomy places the organism in Eukaryota, Metazoa, Chordata, Actinopteri, Cypriniformes, Cyprinidae. The record is from RefSeq and is a predicted model, not a curated record.
GAAUAAAUCACUGUGAUAUCAGUAUCCUGUCACUCAGUUUAUUGUGAUUUUUGCAAAAAGUCCGAUGGACCGAACAUCUUCACACAAUAUACACGCACAGAGGAAUUAAUGAAGAACUUGUUGUUUCGGAUAAUUAUCAGAAAGGGCUUGAAAAUCUCACAAUGAGGCUGAAAUCAUCGAGGUUAGGUUACCUAUUACUUCAAUUUAUGACUCUGUGUUUUUACACUCAGAUGACGAUGCAGUCAGUCUCUGUACCAAAUUUUAAGCACCAUGUAACGGAGCAGAGUCGCCUGUCGGACAGGACGAGCCGGCGAUUAACAAGGACUUAUCAGCUCUAUAGCCGGACGAGUGGUAAACAUGUACAAGUGCUGGGCAAUAAGAGGGUCAACGCCAAUGGCGAGGAUGGAGAUAUUCAUGCUAAACUUGUUGUGGAAACCGACACGUUUGGAAGCAGGGUUCGAAUCAGAGGUGCGAAAACCGGAUACUACAUUUGCAUGAACAAGAGAGGCAAGCUUAUUGGACGGAGGAAGGGCCGUGGAAGGGACUGCAUAUUCACAGAGAUUGUUCUGGAAAAUAACUACACGGCUCUGCAGAACGCCAAGUACAAAGGCUGGUACAUGGCUUUUACACGCAAGGGUCGACCCAGGAAAGCCACACAGACCCGGCAGCAUCAGCGAGAGGCCCAUUUCAUGAAACGUCUUCCUCGAGGACACCUGUUAACAGAACAGAAGCCUUUUGAUUUAAUCCCAUAUCCCCCAAACAAGAGGACUAAGCACCAUCAGCGCACAAGCAUGAAUUGAGGACAGAAUCGUAUCUUACACCGGAGUGCUAUCUUAAUCCGAGUUUAACUAUGUGCAUCCAGAGUUACUGGACAUCGUGAAGGCGUCUGUACAGGCUCAGAUCUGAGAUGAAUCGCAGGACAAUUACUGAACUGUUGACUGAACAGAGGACACUGUCAGCCUUGUAAUAAUGAGCAACACAUCUCUGGGAAUGAAGCAAGACAACAGAACACACGACACACAAACACUCAGAAAAUGUGCAAAAAUUCUAUCUUCUGGGGUACAACAGCUAGUCACUGGGGCAGAACCCUUAAGACACUACAGGCAAAAACAUUGUUUUUUUUUUAUGGGCUGUUUUGGGUCCAUAACAUGUUUUAUUAGACUAGUAGUAAAAUAAAAAUAAAAAUCACAAACCAUUCACAUUUAAGUGUUAAUUUUAUUACAGUUUAUCCAUUUGCGUCUGUAGAUGUCAAUAACAACACAUAUCUUUAAAGCUGAUUUUUUUUCCACUUUCAUACACCAAACCUCAUACUUGUAUUCCUUGAAAACUUGAAAGUUUUUACAAAAGAGUCUGUUCAUACACCAUUCGCCUGAUUUAUACGCAAAAUAUAUGUUUAAAAUGCAUAAAAUAUGGAUAAAAUAGAUAUAUGUUUGGAUGUUGAUAGUAUUUUCUGAUUUGUGGAGUGAUAAAAAAAAAAAUCCCCUCUAAAAUGAAACAAGAAUUUUUUACUUGGCUUCUGUUCGAUGAAUGCAAAUAAUUGGAUUUCAUUGGAUAUGCCUCAUUUGCAUAUCUAAAAAACAUUUCUGAAAACCUAACAUAAUAUUAAUACAAAACAAUUGUCUUUGUGUACUGUGAUUAAUCAACCGGCAAAUGCAUGAUGACGAUUUAAAUGUAUAUGACAUAGCUUAGGGGUACACAUUACUGCUCAAAUGCACUAAUACGCACCUUUAAAAGUAGGUAAGGUACAAAGUUAUCCCUAUAAGGAUUUCUGCCCUGGUCACAAGCUGUUGUACAAUUUUGCAUGCUUUAUUCUGAGAGUGAACAUGGCAGCUACCUACUGAUGAUCCCAAGCAUAUGCAGAUACACAUUCCAUGAUGAUUGCAUGAUGUGUAGUGAUAUUAUCAAAAAAGCAUCUUUAUCGUUUGUACAUGACUAUAUAUUUUAUAUUGGAAGAUUGUAAGAUACUUCAAAAUGAAAAUAUUUAUUUUGAGAGCGUGUAUUAAAUCCAUGUAAAAGUAUUGAUCAGCAGGGUCUCGGGUUGUGUGAUUCAUUGACUCCCCUAACACCUUUU